AUGGCAGACACAAAGGCCCUCAUUGUGGCCCUCUCCGGCUGCUCCUCCAGCGGCAAAACGACUCUCGCUCGCCUCCUCCGCGACAUCUUCCCCAGCACCUUUAUCCUGCACGAAGAUGACUUUUACAGGCCCGAGACUGAACUCCCCAUGAAAGACGGCCUUCUCGACUGGGACUGUGCCGAAGCCAUCGACAUCCCCGCCAUGGCCGAAGCCCUCUCUUAUAUCCGCCAACACGCAUCAUUUCCCCCAACUCUCGACUCCAAAGAAGACCAAAACUCCGUCGGCAAAUGCCCCGUCUCAUCCACCACAAUCUCCGCCCUCAAGUCCAAAGUCUCCUCCCACCUAUCUUCAACCCACCCCCUGAGCGCGGCCACCAUCCGCCUCUGCCUUCUAGACGGCUUCCUCCUCUAUCCACCCUCCAUGGCCGCCAUCAAGCCCCAUCUCGACGUCAAAGUCUUCCUGCGUGCGUCCUACGAGAGGGCAAAGGCCCGUCGUGAGGCACGAGACGGAUACGUCACGCUUGAGGGCUUCUGGGCCGAUCCCCCUGGCUACGUCGACAAGAUUGUCUGGCCAAACUACGUGGCGGAGCAUUCGUGGAUGUUUGAGGAUGGAGAUGUAGAGGGCAAGUAUAAGGCUGAUGUGCUCGAACAAGAGACAAUCAGAGUGCCAGACGGAGGGCCCUUGGAUGGCGACAUGGACACGAUUUUGGCAUGGUUGGUAGAUCUGAUACUACAAGAGUUGGACAAGCACGCCUAG
Molecule: messenger RNA, 756 nt
Organism: Trichoderma virens Gv29-8
Lineage: Eukaryota; Fungi; Ascomycota; Sordariomycetes; Hypocreales; Hypocreaceae
Exons: 3
Coding region: 1-756 (251 amino acids)
Cellular component (GO): cytoplasm
Source: RefSeq, a predicted model, not a curated record